GAUGGCUGAUUGUCAGAUGGACUUGUAGUCUGUUAAAUUUCUGUUUUUGUUAGUUUGGAAAUGGUCUGUUGUUUUAGAAUCCUGUCACGAUUAUGUUUCAUUCGAGAUGUGGGGAAAGUGUUAAAUUAAGCAACAAUAAUAAAACUGCAAGUAGAAAUUUGGCCGAGUAUAAUUAUGGGUUAGUUUUAAGCAGUGAACCAUUGUUGGAUGAUGAAUUAUUCGAAAUUAGAAUAGAUAAAAAGAUUUAUUCAUGGAGUGGGAGUCUUGAGAUAGGAGUCACUAGUUGUAGCCCAACUACAGUAAACUUCCCACCAAGUGCAACAGAUCUUCGAAAUAACACUUGGGUUUUGUCUGGGAAUGCGAUUCUCAAAGAUGGAGUCUCCACAGUCGAUACUUAUGGGGUUGAUCUGGACAAAGCCAUCGAAGGAGAUCUUGUAGGUGUUAUGCGUACUUCUCAGGGGGAGUUGUUAUUUUACGUAAAUGGAGUUUCAUAUGGAGUUGCUGCAGAAAAUAUUCCUUCCAGUGUUUAUGCUGUAGUUGAUUUAUAUGGGAAAGUGGCCCAGGUCACAAUUACCAGUGGCAACAGAAUUUUGGGAACAGAAGAAGAGGCAGGUGUGAUGACCAAUCUGGUUGCCAGCCUCGAUGUGGAGAUGAAUGUACAAGAUGAACUGUUGUUGGAAAGUGUGCCAGUGUGUUUAGAGAGGAUACACUUCCACUCACGUACUGGUAGCCUAGUCAAGUUAUCCUGCAAUUCCAGAACUGCGGAGAGACUGAGGCCACUAGACGAGUUCAACAACGGUGUAGUUAUGACCCACAGACCUCUACAAGAUGACCAGUUGUUCGAGGUGAGAUUUGAUUUGAUUUACAGUGAAUCGGAUAUGUGGUGUGUUCAUUAUGGUAUCUUGGAUGUGUAUGGUGGUACUGUAGCAGUUAGAGUUACUAGCAAAGUGUCCAACAACAUUAAAGGAGAAGUUACUUUGGCUGAUCCUGAGGAAGAAUUGAGUUCUGCUUGUCCACCAACUAAAAGGGAUGGUCAAGAAUUAACUGAAGAAAUGAAGAGGAUGGAAGAUAGUUCAGAGAAGUCACCUCCAGAUGGUGAUGUGCUGUCUGAAUAUUGUAUAAAUGAAGUGGACUGGUUUCAACUCCACGAGAUCAAGGGUCGCAAUGUACAGUUGUCUUCUGGUCGACUGACAGCAAAGAGAGUGGGCAGCUACAACCAGGGAGUAGUCCUCACUUCAAGAGAGAUUCUCAAAGGCCAGUUGUUUCAGGUUCGGAUAGAUGCCAUCAAUUCAAACUGGGUCUCGUCUUUAUGUAUUGGAGUAACAUCACACCCCAUAGCCACAUUCUCUUUGCCUGUCACUGCCUUAGGUCUCAAGCGGGACUCGUGGAUUAUCUGCAGUGACUUUGUCUUUCACAAUGGCCAGAAGUUAAAGAACAAAUACGGCCCAAAUUUGGACAAUUUGGGUGUCGGACGUCUGGUAGGGGUGCUGGUAGACCAGUCUAGUCAGUUGCACUUGUACGUGGAUGGUGUGGAUCAGGGAGUGGCAGCCACUAACAUACCACCUUCGUGUCGGGUCAUCAUUGAUGUCUAUGGCAGGUGUGAGCAGGUAACUGUUGUGAACCCAUAUGAAGAUAAUGCUUCAGCCCUCAGCCUGCAUGAGGAGCUCCAUGCCUCUAUACAGCAAGAGAACUCCAUCGAAGAAGAUAAUAUUGAAGAGUGUGUUGAACCUGUAGACUUUACUGCCCAUGAAAAGGCAGAUCUUGAAAGUCAUGAAAAAGAAAAAGAAUGUCUAGUGUUAGUAAUGGAAGAACCUUUAAGAUCUAAAAUAGACAAGACUAACGAAAACAUUCAGUCAAGUAGUAUGGGACACACAACACCUAGUGAAAUAUCACCCAUAUCAGACAUAGAAUUAGACCCAAAAUCCAUUGCUUCUAACGAAAACUUAACUCUGCAACAGUUAGAACAGCAGCAACAUUCCGAGAUCUCCAGGCACAUUGCCCAGACCAACUGUGACCACAAGACAAGCUGUGAUCUCGCCAACACAUCAUUCGUCAAGUCUCCUAUGACGAGUAAACCUCUAGUCCUACGCUCACUAGAAAAUAGCUUCAACAGUUUGGCCUCUAACCUGACUCCUCUCAUCUCACCUGCUGCCACUAUCUCGCCUCCGCUCAAACCAAACAUAGACUGUGAUUACUUUAAUGCUUGCCUUAGACUUAAGGAUACUUUAGGAUUACCAGUUGGGUUCUUUAGUAGAGAAUCAGCUGCUUGUUGCUACUGUGACUCAUGCCACUCACACAGUAGUCACCAGAGCAAGGGGGACCCACCCGCGCUAUACUCAGUGCCUGCCCAGUGGUCACGGCUUCCCCUGCGGCGGAGACAGCGGACCUCUAUAGCAGAGGUGGACCAUUGGCAUGUCGCGUUCACAGGGACAUCACUUGGAGCUGUACGAAGGAUUCUCGAUUUAGGGGAGCUAUUGACUCCAGAACAACUGAAUCUGAAUCAAGAAAGAAGCCAAAAGUCCAAACACGACCAUUCUGAUACUAGACAGCUUGUUCUUAGUCCCACCAUCAAGUAUGCAGCUUGUGCAGCAUUCUCACCUAAGCACGAGUACAUUGACCCAAAAACUAAGAAACGGAUGGUUGCUUAUGCAGCGUUCCAAGUGCUUGUGAGACCAGGAUCAUACAAGGUAGGGCCACCCUCUGUGUCCCGAGUCAGCAAACCAGUUGACCCUCCUCUUGACCACAACUCCACAGAAUGGGUCACCAAAGAAAGAAAUUCUACCGUCCUUACUGCUCUCUUAUUAAAGCUUGAGCAAGCUUAUCUGCCUGAGGAGGACUCUGUGGAUCGACUCAUGUUUCAUCCCAAAUGUGGAGGUCAUGCCGCUGUUAUAAACAAUGCCAGGACUGCACAUAGGCCCAAUGCCAUGGAUGACUUUAACAAUGGUGUGGUGUUAACUCAAAGACCUCUGAAACCAAAUGAGCUAUUUGAAGUGCGACUAGACAAGAUGGUUACAAAAUGGGCUGGAUCAAUAGAGAUAGGAGUUACUACACAUUCUCCCACUGAGUUGGAGUAUCCUUCUACUAUGACCAACGUAAGAUCUGGUACAUGGAUGAUGACCGGUAAUGGAGUAAUGCACAAUGGAAUAACAAUUAUAGACGAAUAUGGUCAGAAUCUGGACCGCCUUCAGGUGGGUGACCGUGUAGGGGUGGUAUUGAGAGAGAGUGGCACACUACAUUUCCUUGUGAAUGGCAUUGAUCAGGGAGAGGCAGCCACCAACAUCCCACCGCAAGUCUAUGGGGUCAUUGACUUGUACGGGCAGGCAGCACAGGCCACCAUCGUUGAUUACAACUGUAUAUGUUGCCUUACAUCACCCGAUACCACCGCCAACUCUCUUGCCUCUAUCAACCGUCAGUCACAUUCGGACUUGCAUUUCCAUCAUGUACAUGGGCGUAACGCAAGGGUGUCGAAUGGUGGAAGGACAGCGUCUAGACCCCGAGCUCUGGGGGAGUUUAAUGAUGCUAUAGUGAUGAGUAAUCGUUCUCUCAAUGAAGAUGAAAUGUUUGCUGUUGUGGUGGAAAAAAUAGUUGACCGUUGGUCUGGUUCUAUUGAAGCAGGUGUUACUGCAAUCAGACCAGAAGACUUGGAACUUCCUGGAACUAUGACUGAUCUGGAUCAUGAUACUUGGAUGCUUUCUGGUUCAUCAGUUAUGCAGAAUGGACAGACAUUAAAGCAAAACUAUGGAUUGGAUCUGGACACAGUACAGACUGGAGCAGUGAUUGGCAUGAAGAGACAUGUUGACGGAACUCUGCACUACUAUCUAGAUGGAGAGGACAAGGGUGAGGCGUGCUCUGGCCUGCCUCUCAACGUCUUCCCUGUCAUUGAUCUGUAUGGUCAGUGUGCUCAGGUAUCAAUAGUAAGUCCAUCACAACGACCACCUGAGCCAGCAAGCAAUGAGAACAGUUGCAGCCAGACUCUAUACAGUCACGCAGAGGAAUUUAUACCCCAGACUGUCAUACCAUGUGAGCCUCCAUCCACACAACUCUUACACAGGUUGAGUCCAUUCUGUGGGAAAAAUAUAACGAUAGAACCAAGUGGAUUGAUCCGGCGCAACAAGCAACAGCCAAACAAUGGGCUUGUUUUCACGGCUCUGCCACUUGGCGUAGAUGAACUGCUGGAGGUUGCGGUGGAGCAGUGGGUGGGUCAGUGGGCAGGCUCUCUGGCCAUUGGAGUCACCUGCAUGGCUCCCAGCGACAAGGCUCCCCCCACCAUUCUUGCUAUCAAGGAUCCUACUUGGUACAUCAUGGGAGAUGAAGUAUUCCAUAACAAUAAACUUGUGCGUUCACAUUAUUGUCGAUCCCUAUCUUUGCUGAGGGUUGGAGCUCGAGUAGGCAUCAAACGGUGCAAUGAUGGCACACUACAUGUAUUUAUCAAUGGGCAUGACCAAGGCAUAGCAGCUCAUAACAUACCAAAGUGGUGCUGUUAUGGUAUCUUGGAUGUGUAUGGUGGUACUGUAGCAGUUAGAGUUACCAGCAAAGUGUCCAACAACAUUAAAGGAGAAGUUACUUUGGCUGAUCCUGAGGAAGAAUUGAGUUCUGCUUGUCCACCAACUAAGAGGUAUUGA
Homalodisca vitripennis (glassy-winged sharpshooter) is the source of this 4622-nucleotide messenger RNA. It is a transcript of the gene Neurl4, whose product is annotated as neuralized-like protein 4. The record is from RefSeq and is a predicted model, not a curated record. Lineage: Eukaryota; Metazoa; Arthropoda; Insecta; Hemiptera; Cicadellidae. The transcript is spliced from 25 exons. Bases 93 to 4622 code for a protein of 1509 amino acids. Gene Ontology annotation, molecular function: ubiquitin protein ligase activity.